This is a messenger RNA of Phialemonium atrogriseum, 1830 nucleotides long. RefSeq names its product glucose oxidase. The transcript has 7 exons. NCBI's taxonomy places the organism in Eukaryota, Fungi, Ascomycota, Sordariomycetes, Cephalothecales, Cephalothecaceae. Bases 1 to 1830 code for a protein of 609 amino acids. Gene Ontology annotation, biological process: secondary metabolite biosynthetic process. Gene Ontology annotation, molecular function: oxidoreductase activity, acting on CH-OH group of donors; flavin adenine dinucleotide binding. The record is from RefSeq and is a predicted model, not a curated record.
AUGGCAUCUCUCAAGUUGGCAACGCUACUACUCCUGGCGGCGACGUCCCAGUUGGUGUCGGCCGUCUGGAUCCCGCGCCCGCUCGACGAAACCAACAUCUUGACACGAAGGGACGAGGUGGCGGCCGAGUACGACUACGUCAUCGUCGGUGGUGGAACCUCGGGGUUGACCGUGGGUGACCGGCUAUCCGAGAAUGGCAAAUACAGCGUCUUGAACAUCGAGUACGGGUACUAUGACACCCAGGAUGGCAUGAACCCCAAGCGCAUGUUUAACAUCACGUCACUGCCGUGUCCUGCGCUCAAUGACCGCACGUUCAAGGUCGGCAUCGGCUGCGUCGUUGGUGGGAGCUCCAUUGUUAAUGGACAGGUCUACCUCCGGGGCACUGCCGAGGAGUACGAUGCCUGGGAGGCUCUGGGCUCGCCCAAUUCCACUUGGAACUGGAAGGGCUUGCUGCCAUACUUCAAGAAGGGCAUGGCCCUGAAUCCACCGGACCCCAGUCAGGCCGAGGAGUAUAACAUCAAGUACGACAUGAAGUACUGGGGCACGGGCUUGAAGUCCAAGAUCCAGGCCACUUUUGGCAGGGGAGCCUUAAACAGCCAGAUCAAGACGCUGUACAACGCCAUGAAAGCCAUGCCCGGCGUCGAGGUGCCGGCCGACAGCGGCGCGGGCGAGGCGGGGCUGUACUGGUACACCAUCUCGCAGGACCCGACGACGUUCCGGCGGUCGUCGGCUCGGAACGCGCACUGGGACGACGCCAACCGGACCAACUGGGACAUGGUCGUGGGCGCGCGGGCGAGCCGCGUCCUGUUCGACGGCGACGGCACCGCCGCCGUCGGCGUCGAGUGGGUGUCCCGCAACGACACGGACGCGCCCGCGGUGCGGGUCUGGGCGAGGAGGGAGGUCGUCCUCGCCGCAGGUGCGAUACACACCCCGCAGGUGCUGAUGCUCAGCGGCAUCGGACCUGCCGCACUGCUCGAGGAGGCGAACAUCACCGUGAAGGUUGACUUGCCGGGCGUCGGGUCCAACUUUCAGGACCACAGCUAUAUUCCGAAUAUCGGGUUCAGAUGCGCCGGCACGGACACGAUCGCGGCGCGGCAGAUCGGCGGGCGAAGCGGGCCGCCAAACCUGGCGACCAUGAUCGGCCUGCCGGUGGUCUCGCCGGACCGGUUCGAGGAGCUCGCGGCGGCGUUCGAGGCGCAGGACCCGACGACGCACCUGCCGGCGGGGUACACGGCUGAGCAGGUGGAGGGGUACCGGCAGCAGCAGAAGGUGUGGGCCGGGCUGAUGCGGUCCAAGGGGGUGGUGUUUCUCGAGAUGAUGAUGGGCGGGCCGGGCGGGUCGAUACAGAACCUGCACUGCCAGUCGCGCGGCACGGUGCUCAUCGACCCGGCGGACCCGCAGGGCGAGAUGGUGGUUGACUACCGGGCGGGUUCCAACGAGAUCGACAUCCGGGUCAUGGUGGAGAUGGUCAGGUUCAUGCGCCGGUACAUGACGACGGGCGAGCUGGCGGCGUACGAGGCCGUGGAGACGUCGCCGGGGGCCAAUGUCACGUCGGACGAGGACCUUGCAGCGUGGGCGAGGGGCGUCAUCAUCCCCUCCGUCUACCACCCCGUGUCGACGGCCGCGAAGAUGCCUCGCGAGUGGGGCGGCGUUGUCGGCGAGGACCUGCUGGUCUACGGCGUCGAGAGACUGAGUAUCGUCGACGCAUCCAUAUUCCCGACCAUUGUCGGCGCCACCACCUCCAUGACCGUGUACGCUGUUGCCGAGAAGGCUGCCGAUAUCAUCAAGCUCCGUACUGGACAGGCCGUCGAGUCGCCACCAGAGGUGUAA